UUUUUUAAUAUGCAAGAUGGUGCAAACGAGGUAUGAAUUAUCGAACUAAUCCUCGACAUCAUUUACAAGGGUACCGUGUUGCAAUAGAACACAUGGAAGAAAAAGAUUUUAUUUGGAGGCCGUACAUACAAUAUCCAGUGCCUGAUUAUAAUGACAGCCGAGUCUGGAGUGCAACAACAUAUAUCAUAUGUUUCUAUACCGUUGAGAUGCAUCAGACGGAUCGAGUCAAACUCCAAUUUGGAUUUGAACAACAAAUACCGUCUCCGCCAAGAUGUCUAAGUGAACACCAUAACAUGACUAUGGUCAAAGCUUGGGACACGCAUUGGCAAGAUUUAAAUAAAGAAGAGCUGAAAGAAUGGAAAAGAAGAAGGCAUUUGGUGUUACAAGGAAACUCGGUCAUUGGUGAGUCUAAGCCGGGUAGAGAAUACAUGAAUUGGUUUUUAUCAAUUCCUUUUAUGCACGUUGCUCCGACACAAUUUUUGGAUGAUCCCCGUCAACGUGUAGCUUCCUCAACCCAACACACAACCCAACACACAACAUCACCCCCACAACAACAUAACCAACCAUCAUCCUCAGCUUAA
Lathyrus oleraceus (garden pea) is the source of this 581-nucleotide messenger RNA. Its product is annotated as serine/threonine-protein phosphatase 7 long form homolog. The record is from RefSeq and is a predicted model, not a curated record. Bases 33 to 581 code for a protein of 182 amino acids. Gene Ontology annotation, biological process: meristem development; meristem maintenance. The transcript has 2 exons. Lineage: Eukaryota; Viridiplantae; Streptophyta; Magnoliopsida; Fabales; Fabaceae.